UACAAGAAACCGGAUCUCGAUCUGGUACGCAAACUCGCUUAAACAGGACCAUCGGUAAGGAAAAGUGGGCCUUAUCCCAAAAUCUGGCGAAGGAAACCCGCGAACUGACGAGGGCCCAGGAGCCCAGGUCUUACACAACCACUCUUCUUCUCUUCUCGACUCGAGGUCUUUAAAAAUCAAAAUAAACCAAUAAAUAAACAAAAUAAAGCAACGGAAUAAAAAUAAAAAUAAAAAUAAAAAUAGGAGAAGAGGAAGGAAGAUUAUUUUAGAUUAGACUAGUGGAGAAGAGGUAAGGUAUAAAGGAAGGUGACAUAGCCGACGCUACCAAACGAAGCAAAUGCGACAGACACUUGUGAACUGGUUGGGGUGCUGGGACCCCCAAACUCCCAUUCCUCCUCACUUCUUCUUCUUCUUCUCCUCUUCCUAGUCCUAACCAUUACCAUUUUACCAAUAUCCCAUUUUUCCCAUUUCACCCAAAACAAAUUUCAUAAACCUCGCUGAGGAGGAGAGGACCCAUGUCUAUGGCUGCAGCCGCUGCCACUGCUGGAGCCUUCAAGGCCACCACCCCCACCAACGAGAGCAGUGCCAGUGGUAACAGCGCAGACAACCCAAUGGAGAGGAACACCUACUGGUGCCACGAGUGCGAUAUGAGUGUCUCUCUCUCUCCCUCCUCUGACUCCGAACAACCCCUUCUCUGCCCACAAUGCUUCGGUGACUUUCUCGAGCUCAUGGAUUCUUCCUCUCCACCCAAUCAUUCCUUUCCACCCCCCUUUCCGUCCCUUCUCGAAGACAACUACCUCCACCGCCUAAUCCAUCACCUAACCACUCGUUCUUCCUCCUCAGAAGACUUCGAUGAAGAUGAGUCCUCCUCUGACCCAUCUGCGCCUCUCCCAGCCUCGAAAUCUUCCAUUGACGCAAUACCCACCAUUAGAGUCGACGAAUCUCUUCUCAACGAUGACCCUCUUUUGCUAUGCGCCGUCUGCAAGGACCAGUUCGAGCUUGGCAUUGAGGCCAAGAAGCUUCCCUGUAAGCAUCUCUACCAUCCUGACUGCAUUCUUCCCUGGCUCGCUCACCAUAAUUCCUGCCCCGUUUGUCGGUUCCGGUUGCCGGCAGAGCAAGCCAAUCGGGACUCUUUUGGAUCCUCGGAAGGGGUUUUGAGGUUAGAGGACUUGAUGACGGGAGAUGAGGACUGGUUUGAUUACGCUAGUACUUUGAGGUAUAUUGCUAGGAGGCAUGAUCUUCUGUUUUCCGCUGGCAAUGGUGGUAGCGGUGGCGUUCAGGGCUCGUUCUCUUCACACCCGAUUUCGGAUGUGGAGACAGAGAUCGAGACUGAGAUGGAAACGGUAUCCGGCUGUCCAAUUGCGGGUAGAGCUCGUAUAAAUGGCGAAGAUGGUGGAUUGGGUCUAAUUGGGGAGGUCAGUGAGGAAGAUGCUGCCCUUUCUGAAGAUUUGAGGUAAAUGUAGGUAGAACAUGCGUGUGUAGAGGAAUGUUGUGAGAAUUGAGAUGUGUGACCAUAGAUUUUCUCAAUUGUAAAUCGGGAGCUGAUGUUUGUUAUGAAAUGUAUGUAUGUAUAUCUUCUUACAAUUUGAUUGGCAUAGUGCUGAUUGUCUAAGUCGGCAAUGCUAUGUUAUGUAUCGCAUUUCUGCAUUUACUCUUUUUCAAUCCAAAUCCACAGAAAUUAAUAAUAAGAAUAAUAAAAAUAAUGAUUAGAAUAGUCAAAAAUGUCUGUAUAAGAAUUAUGUAGAGACCUAUUGUCCUAUUCUGUGUAGUAAAUAUGAUACUUUCCAAUUAUUAAACAAAUUUUUAUUUCCGUAC
Molecule: messenger RNA, 1815 nt
Organism: Cannabis sativa
Lineage: Eukaryota; Viridiplantae; Streptophyta; Magnoliopsida; Rosales; Cannabaceae
Product: E3 ubiquitin-protein ligase RDUF1-like
Exons: 2
Coding region: 516-1457 (313 amino acids)
Biological process (GO): protein ubiquitination
Cellular component (GO): cytoplasm
Molecular function (GO): ubiquitin protein ligase activity
Source: RefSeq, a predicted model, not a curated record